Molecule: messenger RNA, 1533 nt
Organism: Sphaeramia orbicularis (orbiculate cardinalfish)
Lineage: Eukaryota; Metazoa; Chordata; Actinopteri; Kurtiformes; Apogonidae
Product: tetraspanin-8-like
Exons: 9
Coding region: 118-888 (256 amino acids)
Cellular component (GO): membrane
Source: RefSeq, a predicted model, not a curated record
ACAUCACAGUGACGUCCUGUGCGCAUAGAUGCCCUUACUGUAAAAAUCACAGCUCCACAGUCUCAUCAUUUUCUGCGUAUAAAACCGUUGUGCAAACGUCGGGAGAGCGUCAGCAGCAUGCAGCAGAGCGCAGUGGUCGUGGUGGCGGAUAAAACCAGCCUGAAAAGGCCGUUUAUCUUUGCAAAUGCUGUGAAUAUGGCUCUGUGCUUCUUCAUGUUGACCAUGACAGUAGCCUGGCAUAGAGAACUUAUACAAGCUGGCCAACUGGUGUCCAGUGCCUCUGUGGUGAUAUUAUACAUCCUAGAAAUUGGCUGCCUGCUUCUGUCAGUGAUCGGCGUGUUUGGAGCUUGUAGGGGAAAAAGAUGGUGUUUGAUGCUGUUUGCAGCUGGGAUGGCAGCAGCCAGUCAAACGAUAAUUGUUAAAACAGCAUUAAGUUAUCAAGAAGUCUAUGAGAAAGGUGUGGUCCGAGAGGAGUCCAAGCUGCUGUCCAUGAUGCCACUUAGUGGAACCAGCAAAGGAAACAGGACCCUGCUGUACAGUAUUCAAGCACAUUUUAAGUGCUGUGGUCUCAUUGAUGGAUACAAAGACUGGGGCUCCACCAUCCCUGCAUCCUGCAACUGUCAAUAUCCAGGAAAAUGCAUUCGACUACGGGGUAGUGCUACUCUUGGGGCUCCAAAGAACCAGUACGUUUAUCAAGAGCCUUGUCUACCAAUCUAUGUAUCUGCACUGAAACGUGGCUUCUCAUUGGCAAUGGCUAUACAGUUCGGAAGUGGAGUUUUUUGGGUGAUUUUACUGGUUAUGAGUAUCAAGCUGACGGUUCAGAUAAAAAGGAAACAGGAGUUCAUGGCUCUUCUUCAAUCAAACAGAUACGUUCCCGGGGCCUUCUAGUCACCUCGUAUGUUUUCACACACAAACUAUUAGCCAACACAUCUUGUUUGAAUUAGCACAAACACAUUAUGCUGUCAACUAUAAUCUGUCUAUUUGUGCUAUAGCGACAUACGUUGACUUAAUGAUUUUAUUAUUAACACCUAUUAAUGCAUGUACCUGAUGUUUAGAAGUAAUCAACAUGCAUAUAUAUAUCAGUUUCAGAUUACUCUUUUUUUUGCCCUCUGCUGUAAAAACAUAGUGACGUCACUAGAUUAACUGAUCUGUAUUAGUCAUUAUAUUUUCACAUGCUCUGAUACACACAUUUCCACUUCAAUGCUGCUCUAGAUGAGUAUCUCACUGAGUAUUAACCAGAUGUCUGUUUUCUUUAAUCAUAUAUUCCUGUUGUGAGUGAGAGCCUGGACUGUAUCUCGACUCUGGGUACCAGGAAAGAUCUGUUUAUGGCACAGUUUAGUGUUUUUUAUUGUAAAAUGUUGUUUAUUAUAAUGUAGCCACAAAGCACCAUAUCUAGAAAUACCUGUGAACCUAUUUUAAAGACAAAGUAGUGAUCCAGUUUAUCUGCUGUAUUGUAGAAAUUUUUUUUUAUAUUUUAUUUUUUCAGUAGGGAUGAAGGUGGGAAGUGUAUAUAUAUAUAUAUAUAUAUAUAUA